This is a messenger RNA of Didymodactylos carnosus, 5376 nucleotides long. The record is from the annotation of a GenBank genome assembly. NCBI's taxonomy places the organism in Eukaryota, Metazoa, Rotifera, Eurotatoria, Philodinida, Philodinidae.
AUGGCCACUUUAUUAUCAUCAAUGUCGAAUGCCGCCUAUUUAUUAUCUCCUAAAAAUGAUUCAUCAUCACCUGAUUCCCAAUUCGUUGAUAUUCUAUUAAAUGGUAGUCACGAUCAAAUUGUUCAGUUUAUUAAUCGUUGGUGUAAACAACAACGUCGUUCUCGUUUACAAACUAUUGUCGAUUCUACUCAACAUCAUGACAUAUUUUUAUCGCUCAUUAAUACUCUUACUCAAACACAAAAUAGUGAAUAUCAAUUAAAUUGUUUACAAUUAUUACUUGAAUUAAAUAUUUUACAUCAUCAAAAUUAUGAUCAAUGUACAUAUUUACCAGCUAUUUUAAAAUGUCUUGCAUCCCCAUCGCCCGAUGUCAAUCAGUUAUGUUUACAAAUAUUAACAAAAGAAAUUCAAACUACACACGAUAUUUCCAAUUAUUUACACAUUUAUAUCCAAGAUGGACUUCAGUCACAACAAACACGAGUAGUAGUUAAAUCGAUUCAGUAUCUAAAAGAUAUCAUCACGAAAAAAUUACAAUAUGAAAAUUUAUCACCCAUUAUUGAAUUAUUGUUAAAAUAUUUAAAUGAAAACACAUUUCGUUUAACCUAUGAACAUAUUCUUGUGGAUGCUGUAAAACAUAUGAAAAAUGUGCUCGGAAAUGAUAUGUUUAAUACCUAUUUAGAUACAUAUUCAAGUACAUUGAGAAAAGCUUAUUCUGCAUAUGUACAAGAAGCAAAUAAUAAUAAUAAUAAUGAUGAGAAUGACGAUGACGGAAAUGAUACGAAUUUAGAUGAUGCAGAGGAGGAUGAAACACCAAGAGCAAUAGACAACGAGAAAUUGUCAGUGAUAAAUGGUUUUAAAUCAAAUGGUAUUCAAAAUUCUUUGGCCUAUUCGAACAGUGAUAGUGAUAAAAAUCUUUCAUCAUUGCAUAACAAACCAUUUAUUAACAGUACUAGUAUUAAUGAUGAUUUUAGUCAAAUUGUUGAAUUAAUUAAAACAAAAUGGUUAAAUUCAAAUGAAACAAUACGUUUACAAUAUUUAGAAAAAUUUAAGUUAGCAUACGAAAAUCAAUUAAUAACAAUUAAAACACAAGGAAUAGCAAAUAAAAAUGAUCAAUAUUUUCAACAAAUGUUUUUAACAUUUUUAACAAGUAUUUUAGACCUUCUUAUGUAUAUUACAUCGAUAACAUUAGAUAUAUCAAUGAAAAUAAAAAUACAUCUUUGUUUAUGUUUAAUAUGGCUCAUUAAGAGUUUAAUGAAUCAUUGUAAAACAUAUUAUAAACAAUUAUGUACAAUAUUUAAAAAUAUUCUUUGUAAUGGAAAUGCAAAUAAUCGACAACUAGCGAAAUUAUCUGUUAGUUUAACAAUAUUACUAGGAAAUUAUGUUCAUCCACAAUUAAUCUUAAAUGAAUUAAUCGACAAUGAUCUAUUUGAUUCUUAUACAUUUCGUAUUCAAUUAGAAAUGUUAGCGAUUGUCACUGCAACAUUACUUAAAUAUCGUCAUCACAAAUAUGAUCAAUUAUUUUUAAUAUGUAAACGGUUUAUUCCAUUGUUAGUAACAAAUCGUCGUGAAUUAAGACACGGAACAAUUGAAUGUUUUACAGUUAUUUGUUAUUACAUGAAUCAAUAUCAAAAACUACCGUUAGAUGUUGAAACAAUUAAUUUACAAUUGAAAUUAUUAUUUGAAACAAUUGAACAAUUACCGUUAAAUGGAUAUGAAGCUUCUCUUGCGCUCAAAUAUCGAUUACAACGAAAUAUUUUGCCAGUAUUAACUGAUGAAGGAAAUAUUACGCCAGGUCUCAUUUUAAGUGAUCAGACAAUGGUAAAUGAUCCAGAUGUUAAAUUUAUUUUGGCUGUUAGCCUUCAACCAUCGCCCUCACCAACAUUACAUCAACAAAAACAAGAUGAACCACAACAACCAAGAAUAAUACAAAAUAAUAAUAAUAAUAAUUCAAAGUUGUUACAUUUAGCCAUGCCAUUGGUCCAAAAAACAAAUGAAAAGAAUGGUGUGUCGACGAAUGAGGUGAUGAGAAGUCGGGAGAUACCUCCUUUACGUCCACCAGAUGUCGACACUUUUACUAAUCAUCAUCAUUUCGAUGCAAAUCAUGAAUGGGCUAAAAAAUUAUCAUCAACAAAAGAUACCACAAUAAUAACUCCUCAAGAAAAUACGCUACAAUUUCGACCGGUAAUACCACGACGAAAUUCAAGUACAUCAUCUUCUCGACUACAUUCAAAUCUACUAACAACUAUAAGUACCAACACGCAACCGUUUAACACAAAUAACCACAAUCAUACCGAUCUAAUAAAUAAACGUACUCAUUACGAUUUAGAUCUUGAUAAUGAUGAAGGAACCGAUAGUGCGAUUGAAUCAAGAUCAUUAUCUAUAAAUACAUCAGACGAGGGACUAUCACAAGAGCAAGAUUCUAAUAAUCCGUUAAAAAAACCCAUACGUUCUCUUCACAGUAGUUCAACAAGACGAAAAGCUGAUAAAAUAUUUAGUGAUUUUGAAUCAAUAUCAACAAGAACAUUAACACCUGAAAAUAGUAACGAAAGUGGAGUUUAUUCACAAUAUUCAUCUGGACGAGAAUUAGACAAUACAUAUCAGAAUAAUUCUAAUAAUCAUAAUAAUGAAAAUAUAGAUGAUGCAAUUAUAAGAUCAAAUCGUACAAUAGUCAAAGAUCAAUUAUUUUCAACAAAACCUCGUCUAGCUCGUUCCGGUUUAAAAAAUAAACAACAACUACUUACGGAUCUUUCAUCAUCAAAACAACUAGAUUAUAAUCCUACAUUUCGAUCACCACCAUCAAGUACAAAUGUUGAAAUUGUUGGUAAAGGCUAUAUGGAUGAUCGACCAAGAAGAUUGUCAGCAGACACUGACGAAAAACCAUUGAUUAAUAAAAAUCGUGCAAAAAUAAUCAAAGGAUCUGUAAUUACGACGCCUUUGGGUGUAGCAUCCCAUACAAAUGUUGGUAGUGAAGAUACCAUUGGUGAUGAUGGACAAGAAAUUGGUGUUAUUGGAAAAGCGGUUUAUCUUCCAAUGCGAACAAACCGUGCAGACUCUGAUCCAUCAAAAAUAAUAAACUAUUCACAACAACAAAAAUUAUCUAAACGAAACGAUAGUGAAAUAUUUUCCGAUUUUGAUAGUGAUACAAAAGAAAACGAAAGUAUAUUUGGGCGCGCGACACUUGAGUGCCGACAUGUGGGCGCAUGUACCACAAAAGCAUUCAGUAAGAGUGCAUUUGUUAAAGUUUCCUCUGCAAUAUGUAGGUGUUUUUUCGAUUUUGAAACAAAACAUGCACAUCCGUUGUAUCAUGAAAUAGAUAGUACUGAAUAUGAUGAAAAUAAUGAUAAUAUUAUUUUAAAGCUGGUUGAUCUUGGUCAUUCAUUAUCAGCAUCAUUUCGUUUACGUGUUCAACAAAAAACUCAAGAAAAAAUUGAACAAAAAGAACGACGUCGUCAAGAACGUGAAAUUAAACGUCGUCAAGAAUAUUUUCAACCAAAAUCGAAUUUGACAAAUAAUUCAAAUCAAGCAAUGUAUGAUGAUCAACAACAACCACCAACAUCAUCCACAUGCACAAGUCGUUACUCAUCAAAUCCUGAUUUAUCAUCAAUAACAACAAAUAGUGAUUUACCUCCAACACCGAGACGAAUGAUUAUCAAUGAUAGUAAUAAUAAUGUUCUACCGAAUGUUGCUUCUCAAAAACUAAAAAUUUAUAAAAAUUCUAUGGCAAGAUCACAAACAUUUAAUAAUCGACGUGAUUUAUCUACAACUGAACAACGACUCACAUUCAAUAGACCAUUGUCAGAAGAUCGUGUUACAGAACAAUUAAGAAAUCCAGAAGCUGUUUACAGAGAAGCCAUGGAAUCAAUUGCAUCCGAUGAUUGGGAAAGAAAAUGUUCAGGUUUAGGUCUAUUACAACGUUUAGUUGCGCAAUAUCCAGAUUUAAUAACACAAAAUAUUCAUCAAGUUGUUCUUGUUUUAAUCCAAGAAGUAAAAAAUCUUCGAUCUCAAGUAGCUCGUUUUGCAAUAUCAACAUUUUCUGAUAUGUUUAAACAUUUAAAACGAAAUAUGGAUCUUGAACUAGAUUUAACUGUAAAAGCAUUAUUACAGAAGAAUGGUGAAACUGUUGACUUUUUUCGAUCAGAUACAGAAAAAUGUUUACAAACAAUGAUUGAUAAUGUAACAACUCAAAAAGCAUUACAAGCAUUGAUUGCUGGUGGUGCUAGUCAUCGUAAUCCUGCUGUUCGCAAAGCAUCAGCACAAUACAUCUAUAUUGUGUGUGAAAAAAUGGGUCCGGGUAAAAUUCUUAGUGGAAUUAAAGAUAUAACAGAACGUGUAUUACAAGUCGCAGCACAAUUUGUAUCCGAUGGACCACCAGAAAUAAGAUGGUAUGGUAAAAAAAUUUAUCAAAUGUUAAUGUCGUAUGAUGAAUUAGAUAAUAUGAUGCAACGAUAUUUAAAUCCUACAACAUAUAAACACAUGAGAGAAGUAUUAGAUGCAAUAAGAGUCAAAGGUGUUGGCGAAACGCCCAGUGAAUCAGCUCGUAAUAAUGGUAGACGAGCAUUACCAACAGAUAAAAGUGGUUCAACCGGAAAUUUAACAUCAAAUCAAUUUCCAUCUAUUCGAAAAAUGAAUAGUGCUGAUCAAGCAGAGCAAAUAAGAAAUAUUGUUAAACAAAUGCGUAGUACAGAUUUUCGUCAACGAAUGGAGGGUAUUGAACAGUUUCAAAAAUUGUGUGAAUUAGAAACAGAUACAGCUAUAAGCUCUCUUGUACAGAUAUUUGAUGCUUUCAAUGAUUGUUUGUCUGAUAUGAAUUCAAAAGUAACACUAAAGUCGUUGAAUACCAUGCAUCAAAUGGUCCCAAUAUUAGGUGAUUCACUAUCGAACGUAAUUAAUUCAACACUGCCAAUUAUAGCACAAAAUAUUGCGUCAAAAAAUAAUGAAAUAUCACAGUUAGCAUCGGAUAUUAUCGAUGCAGCUAUUGAAUAUAUUGAUAGUGGGGUUUUACUGCAACCAUUGUGUGCACUUAGUCAAACGAGUAAUCUACGUGUUAGGCCUGAAAUUGUGCUCAAAUUAGCUUCUAUCGUUCCAAAAGUAUGCCAACGACGUCAAAAACAAGUAGAAAUUCAUUUAUUACCAACAUAUUGGAAAUUAUUAGCAUUAUUACGUGGACAAAGUUCUUCAACAUUAAAUAACGCUAAUACAACAAUGACAACAUCAUCCGCUGGCGUUGGUAAUUUAAAUUCAUCUAUUCAUAUUCUAACGACAGCAUUGUACACUGAACUCGGCUCAGUAUUAAUUGAAAAAGCUAACGCAUCAUCAGCUGUUGCACCAAAAAAUGUUCAAUUAUUAAGAGAAUUAUGUACGAAUAUUGAUGCCGUAUAA